CUUUGAACUCUAUAUUUCAUGUUUCCUGACAUACCCCCCCAAAGAACUGCAAUUAUGCUAGUGAGGCUGCAGGAGCGUUAAACUGUUCUUUCCCAGUUCUUUUGCCUUUUGCUGCUUUUCCCUGCAUUCCUGUUUAGAGCUGGACCUCUAUUUUUUAUUUUUAGUAUACAUAGUUCUUAGGAUAUCAGAAAAAAAUCAUACUGAAGAUUCACUGUGAGGCAUAGCUAUUUUUGUUAGAAGCUGAUACUUAAGACUGAGCUUUAAGAAUUGCCUUUGGAAGGCCUUGGGUUUCUCGAUGAGGGCAACAGUCUGCAGAGGAAACAGAAAGUUCAGAGGGGUGCAAAAGAAGAAGGAACAGAAUUAGAAAAAGCAAAGGACCUCCCUCUUUCUCAUUCUGCAGCUCUUGCAAGAGCCAGCAACCAUUAUCUAAAUUCCCACAGUAGAUCUUGACCUUUUAACAGAGUAUUUCUUAUCAUCAUCAUCAUCAUCAUCAUCAUCAUGUCGGAGAUUGCAGCAGAAGGACGUAUGUCUACAACCACAACAAUAAUAGAUGGUAAGAACGGAUCCAUUCCCUCAGCAUCCAUGAAAGUGGGCAAGAAAUCAGUUACAGAAGACCUCGUGACAACAUUCAGCUCACCAGCAGCAUGGCUUCUUGUUGUUGCUCUGAUUGUUACCUGGUCAGCAGUAGCUAUUGUAAUGUUUGACUUGGUGGAUUACAAAGACUUCGCAGACACCUAUUCACAACAUUGUGAUGAUCCCUGUUUACCACCUGGAAGAUCUGUUAACAAGCUCAGCACAGAACCACUGAGAAUCAUUCAUGAGACAUUGGAAGAAUCCACUGAUUGGAUUUAUGGCUUUAUUUCUUUACUGUCUGACAUCGUAUGGAGUGAUGAUGAUGACAGUGAUGAAGGUGAAGUGGAAACUUCCGUGAAAAAAGAAAUUCAUAAACAGAAGCCAGAGAGACAUGAAAAGCGAACACCACCGAAAGUAAUUCACAGAGACAAACCUGAAAAACAAGAAAAAAUUGAGCGAAGGGAACCCCUAAAGGUGACACAUAAAGACAAACUGGAAAGACAAGAAAAAACAGAAAAAAGGGAAAGGCAUGCAGCUAUUCAAAAAGAGAAACCUGAAAAGCCAGAAAAAACUGAAAAGAAAGCACCUUCCAAAGUAAUUCAAAAAGACAAACCUGAGAGACAUGAAAAAGCUGAAAACAGACCUCCUCCCAAAGAGGAGAAGAAAGUAAAAAGCACUAAAGUGGAAGCAAAAGUUAAAAGGGAAGUGAAGGAUGGAAAAGGAGAUGCAAAGACACCUGAGAAGGUCAAGCAGACAGAGACUAAAACAACAGAAGUUGGGCUAAUAAAGGCCAAACCGAAAGUUAAGGAGGACAGAGCUCUUCAGACUGUAACUAAAUCAGAAAAGAAAGAUCAAUAUGCAUUCUGUCGCUAUGUGAUUGAUAUGUUUGCGCAAGGGGAUUUUUAUCCAGGACAUAAGGAAAUGGUACCACCUCGUCUUCUUCUAGAACAUAGUCCAAGAAAGAAACCAGCAGAUAUUGAAGGCAAGUUUGAGUUUUUUCCUUAUUUACUGACUUCUACUCAUUAACUUGACUCUGUGUUCUAAUGGAUUUUGUUUAUAAAUAUAACGUAUAUCAUAAAACUCAUCAAAUUAUUAGGUUAUGAAUGGUGCAGUCAUAUUUGCAUGACUUAAACAUUCCCUGUAAUAGUCCUACAGAUGGCUCAGGGGAUUUCCUGAGUGAAAUAGAUUACAAGAGCGAGGCUCAAUCUGUAAAAUGCGUUAGAUGGUGCUCAUCCACAAGUUAGCAUCUAACUGUAAACAUAAGCAUUAUCCUCUUAAUAUAUUUUGGAUUACUCUUUCAGCUAUUGUUAUUCAGUAAUGUUUCUGUGCAUUACCUUCAGUAAUGAACAUAAUUCUUCUGGCUUUGCAUUUAUCAACCUUACUCAUAUUGUUAAAACCAUUGAAAGAAAAAUACAAAGUCAGAUUUUGCCUUCAGAAGGUGAAAAUAUAACCUCUGCAAUUGAAUUAUAUUGUUUACAGUCUGAUCAUAUAAGUUCAAUGGUUGAAAUAUGCAUUUUAAUUUCAAAAUGGACUAUAACCAAUGACUUAAAACUACUAGUGCAAUAUACAUUCUCUACACCAUACUAUUUAAUAGUACAAAACACAAGUCUUUUCAUAUAAUUAUAAAGCAAUUUUCAUAUAAUAGUUUGCAGUCAUUCAGUCACACCAUGACACUUGCUAAUCUUUCUCGUAGAGGUCCUAGUUCUGUGUUAUCCAGAAAGCAAUUGUAAUGUAAGAGAAAAACAGAUGAGAUGGCAGCAGAAUAAGUAACGUGAGCCACGAGAUUUGCCUGCA
Messenger RNA from Cuculus canorus (common cuckoo), 2367 nucleotides. RefSeq names its product triadin (gene TRDN). The record is from RefSeq and is a predicted model, not a curated record. Gene Ontology annotation, molecular function: signaling receptor binding. The transcript has 13 exons. Bases 499 to 1599 code for a protein of 366 amino acids. NCBI's taxonomy places the organism in Eukaryota, Metazoa, Chordata, Aves, Cuculiformes, Cuculidae. Gene Ontology annotation, cellular component: sarcoplasmic reticulum; membrane.